Molecule: messenger RNA, 4654 nt
Organism: Porites evermanni
Lineage: Eukaryota; Metazoa; Cnidaria; Anthozoa; Scleractinia; Poritidae
Source: the annotation of a GenBank genome assembly
AUGGAGAUUUGUGAUAGAGCAAUGACCAAGUAUUUGAAUUUUAUGGUAAUUUUUUAUUACUAAUUACCGACUCAAUUUAAAAUAUAAGGUGGCAAACGUUUUGUGUUUGCGCAAUUUUUAACAGGAACUAUGAAUGUAUAACAAAAGUGUUUGAUCACAUUAACUAUAGGUAUGAUUAGUUUGAAACAUGCAUAAGCUAAAAUAUUCCAUCUCCAACUGUGCAUAUAUGCAUGCUCUGACCAUGCGGUCGUCUAUUGGAAAGCCACUUGCAAUUGCUUGUCAUGGCAAGGCAAAUUUCUAGAAAUUCUUGUUACUGCAUGUGUUGUUGCAUUCCUUAUAUUUCCUACGUUUUCGGGUAAGAGACUCCAAUCCAAAUCUGCCACCCAGCAUUUUUGAGUUUGUUCUUUAACAUUCAAUCUUCCGUUAACAUAUGCAUUGUUGGUCGCCAUCGUCACAGCCAAUUCCUUCCACUACAGUAGGCAGCCAAAAGGUUAAAUGCGCUGUCCCAAUAUGGUUGUAUGCUUAUAUGCUUGUUUAUACGCCGGUAUUGUUUGAAAUGAAAUAGAGCGCGUGACCGCUAAGGUAUGAUUUAAAUGAUUUUUUUUUUGUUUUAUGUGGGCUACUGAUUUGUCAAUAGAGCUGGCAGGUGUGGAGGUGAAGGGUUUAUUGUCUCGGUCCCAAGGGUAUGUUCUGUGAAUAGAGGAGGUUCCAUUGUUAUACAGAUAAUAAACUGAGUACUCGGAAAAUGAUCUUAAAAAAGAGUCAAUGACAUACAAUAUAAUUAAACAGAGUACACGGAUGACAGAGCAACAUUUAGUAUUCAUAAUUAUCUACUACUUAUUUUCUACUGUGUUUUUAUUUCGCGAUUCGAACACACACGACAUGCAGGACAGCAGGAAGUGUAUGAAAGUUUUGCAAGAUUAUAUGACGCUGAAGAUGAUUAAGUGCUUGUCAAUUGUAUCUAAUCAAUGAUUAGAUACAAUCGUUCCGAGCCCUGAAUUUGUAUCAUUAAACAAACCUUGAAUUUUUAAACUUGCCAGAAAGUAUGACUAAGGACUAACAAGAAUGAAAUACUCAGCACAUUUGCGUGUUAUCAUUUUGUUGUAGCUAAUGUUUUUGGAGCUAGACUAUUUACGCACAAUAUUGAUAUCAAUGAAUAAAAGUUUCCCAAGGACCCCUUGUUGUUUUGGGCGUUUUUUUGUUACUUUUACGAGGAAGUAGUAAAUUUUAUGGGUUUGACUCCCGAAAAGUUAUUUUCAUAAUUGUAAGAACUCAACGUUACGUUCGGUUAUGAGUUAAUUAUUUUUUAUAAGAUUGACAACAAUUAAAGGUGAUUGAAACAAACGCUUUGCAGAUAAUUACUGUAUAGUCCGAAAAUAAGCAAACUCCAAUAUAAUUUGGUUUUGAUAUUACAGUAUUUUGCUACUGUCAUAAAUUAUAAAUAGUUUCAUGUUUGUAACUGAUGUAAAAGUUCUGCUACCAUCUCCUUUUAUUGGUUAAAAUUUGCCCCCUUCUGUGAGCGACACUCCUUUAAUGCAUUGUAGCUGUAUGUUGAUAGAAGAACGAAGCAUACACAGAUUGAUAUUACCGUAUUUUGCCAUGGUCAGUAAUUAUGAAUAGUGUCACGUUUGUAACUUAUCAACUUCUCUCCACUACUUCUGUAGGAAAUUCUUGUUACUUCUGCGAUUUUUGCGAAUUUUGCGGACUUAGUGAAGGCCUUCUUGACCUUUUCCCUCUCCACGGGUAGAAUUUUGUGAAAUUUGUUGUUCUUGCUAUUUUUGCCAUAUUUGUUGCUCAAUCUCUUCACAUAGGAAGAAAAAUUCUUGUUACUUUUGCGAUUUUUGCGAAAUUUGCGGACAUCUCGAAGCCCUUCUCCUUGACCUUUUCUCUUUCUAAAUGUAGAAUUUUGUGGAAUUUAUUAUUCUUGUUAUUUUUUGCCAUAUUUGUUGCUCAAUCUUUUCACAUAGCAGGAAAAAUUCUUGUUAAUUUUGGAUUUUUUCAAAAUUUGGGGACUUCUCGAAGCCCUUCUUGACCUUUUCUCUCUCUAAGUGUAGUAUUUUGUUAAAUUUGUUUUUCUUGCUAUUUUUGCUACAUUUGUUACUCAAUCUUUUCACUUAGCAAGGAAAAUUCUUGUUAUUUUUGGAAUUUUUGCGAAAUUUGCGGACUUCACGAAGCCCUUCUUGGCCUUUUCUCUUUGUAAAAGUAGGAUUUUAAAAAAUUUGUUAUUCCUGCUAUUUUUGCCCAUAUUUGUUACUCAAUCUUUUCACAUAGCAAGAAAAAUUCUUCUCACUUUUGCGAUUUUUACGACAUCUACGCUUUUCUGAUAGCAGUUUUCUUUAAAUCUUUUUUGCUAAAAUUGCGAAAACAAUUUGCUAGCAAAUUUUUGUUAACAAGAUUGAUCCUGGACAUAAGAGAGUUUGGACACACCUGUCUGGGCUACAUUGAUGGCUCUUUCUGUCUGGAAGAUGGUUAUACGGAAUGUGAAGAAGCCACAUUACAUGCGAUACAACUUUUUGUCAGUCUGGAUUUUAAAAUCCAUCCAGAAAAGUCAGUUAUUAUACCAACACAGAUCUAAGAGCUUUUAGGGUUCAGUUUGAACUCUAUUCUCAUUUAAGUUACUUUGACAAACAAGAAAGCUGUUAAAAUUUUUGCAGUUGUGCCAAAAGUUCUCUCUUCCGAAUAAACGGGUUUACUAUCCGUGAAGUUGCAUCUUUUCUUGGGACCUUAGUCUCCAGCUUUCCAGGCGUGGAGUUUGGCCCUUUACAAUAUCGCCACAUUGAGGUUGAUAAAGAAACAAAUUGAAGCAGGGGAACUUUGAUUCAUUUAUGACUUUGUCUCAUGACAGUUUGGAAGAGAUUCACUGGUGGUCUGCAAAUAUUCUAACAGCAUCAAGAAAAGUUUUUCAUAAUAGUCCUGAUGUAGUUGUUUACACUGAUGCAUCCCAAAUGGGUUGGUGUGCUCAAAUCGAACAUGGGAAUAACACUAGUGGGAUCUGGUCUAAGUCAGAGUCAUCCAGGCACAUGAAAUACCUGGAAUUAUUAGCAGGAACAACAUCCAUGUGCAUGUCUGAUAACAACACUGCUGUGUCUUACAUUAAUUCUACGGGAGGUUGUAGAUCUUUGGAAUGUAACUCCAUUGCUAAAGGUAUUUGGGAUCGGGCUAUUGACAAAGAUAUGUUUUUAUCAGCAGCCCAUAUUCCAGGAUCAAGCAAUAUUGAUGCUGAUCAGUUAUCUUGGAAUUUGAAUUUGGAUCUGGAAUGGAUGCUUUCAGCUCCUAUUUUUCAGAGAAUAGUAGCUUUAUUUGUCAAACCAUAUAUAGAUCUUUUUGCUAGUAGACUUAAUGCUCAGGUAAAGGAUUAUGUUUCCUGGAGACCACAUCCAGUGCCAAAGUUUGUAGAUGCUUUUACCAUUGAUUGGUCACAAUUUGUCUUCUAGGCUUAUCCUCCAUUUUGUCUUGUUUCAAGGUGUGUACAGAAAUUAAUUCACGACCAGGCAUCAGGAAUUCUAGUAAUUCCCUUGUGGACAACUCAGCCUUACUUUACGGCUGUACUGAGCCUUCUAACAGAAACCUCACGUGUAUUAAAUACUUCAGUUCAGAAUCUGAUUCAUCCAACUCUGGACGGUCCUCAUCCCCUACACCAACGACUGCAGUUGUUGGUAUGCAAGUUAUCAGGCGGUCUUUGCAAGAGUCUGAGAUUUCGCCAGACAUUGUCGACAUCAUCAUGGAUUCAUAGAAAGACAGCACAUAGAAACAAUAUAAAGUGUAUAUCAACAAGUGGCUGCAAUUUUGAAGUGAAAGGUCACAUGAUCCAUUGCAUCGUAUCCCACUAGUACUGUAACGGCUGGACUAUCUUUUCUGUACAGUCUUCUCACGACUGGUUUGAGCUAUUCUGGGCUGAAUACAGCUCGGUCUGCUGUUUCUAAUAUUGAUAUGAAUGAUAGUGAUGCUCCAGAUCAUACACAUGUCGGAAAGCAUUUCCUUGUUUGCCGUUACCUUGAAGGGGUGUUCAACAAGCUGAAGCUGGCGCCGAAGUAUAACAAUAUCUGGUCCGUGGAUACUGUCCUUGAUUACUUGAGUUUAUUUUGGCCUUAGCACGAGAUCAAUUUGAAGGAACUCACCCUAAAAUUAGUUAUGUUGAUUGCCUUGACUACGGGGCAGAGGUGUCAGACUUUGACUUUUGACUUUUUUGGACACAUCAGAGCAACAUAUGCAGAAGAAUGAUACAUGCUUUAAAAUUGUCUUAACUGAACAACUUAAGCAGGACAAACCUGGCAGAGUUUUUGGCAAUGUACGUCUUUCCAAGAAUCCAGUAAGGGAACUGUGUGUUUAUGAAACAUCAGAUUAUUACCUGCGGGCUACUGAAAAGCUUAGAAACUCUUAAAAAUUGCUUGUUUCGUAAAUUAAGCCCCAUAAGGCAGUAAGCUCAUCUACUAUUGGGCACUGGAUCAAAACUUUGUUGGGACAAGCGGGUGUUGAUACAAAAAUAUUUUCUGGUCAUAGCACUAGGUGUGCUUUAACAAGUAAAGCUCUUAUGUCAGUUUCCUCUGAAGUGAUCCUAGCUACAGCUGGUUGGACUGAGGAGUCCACUUUUCGGAAGUUUUACAACAAGCCAGUUGCUGUAACAAACAAGAUAAGUUUGGCAGUUCUCACAUAG